Messenger RNA from Phacochoerus africanus (Common warthog), 1640 nucleotides. It is a transcript of the gene ALDOC, whose product is annotated as aldolase, fructose-bisphosphate C. The transcript is spliced from 9 exons. The coding region runs from base 143 to 1237 and encodes 364 amino acids. The record is from RefSeq and is a predicted model, not a curated record. NCBI's taxonomy places the organism in Eukaryota, Metazoa, Chordata, Mammalia, Artiodactyla, Suidae. Gene Ontology annotation, molecular function: fructose-bisphosphate aldolase activity. Gene Ontology annotation, cellular component: cytosol. Gene Ontology annotation, biological process: fructose 1,6-bisphosphate metabolic process; glycolytic process.
GAGUCACGUAGCUCUGCGGCAUCCGCAGCCUCAUUUAGAGGAGCCGGGGCUGGAGCCGCAGCUGUUGCGGAUCUGAACCUGACCUGCUGGGAGCUGUUCCUGUGGCUGCCGCAGCCAAGCCGCUGCGCACAGAACUGUCACCAUGCCCCACUCCUACCCAGCCCUUUCUGCUGAGCAGAAGAAGGAGCUGUCUGACAUUGCCCUCCGGAUUGUGGCCCCAGGCAAGGGCAUUCUGGCCGCAGAUGAGUCUGUAGGCAGCAUGGCCAAGCGGCUGAGCCAAAUUGGGGUGGAGAACACAGAGGAGAACCGCCGGUUAUACCGCCAGGUCCUGUUUAGUGCUGAUGACCGUGUGAAGAAGUGCAUUGGAGGUGUCAUCUUCUUCCAUGAGACCCUCUACCAGAAAGAUGAUAAUGGGGUCCCCUUUGUCCGUACCAUCCAGGAUAAAGGCAUUGUUGUGGGCAUCAAGGUGGACAAGGGUGUAGUGCCUCUGGCUGGGACUGAUGGAGAAACCACCACUCAAGGAUUGGAUGGGCUCUCAGAACGCUGUGCCCAGUACAAGAAGGAUGGUGCCGACUUUGCCAAGUGGCGCUGCGUGCUGAAAAUCAGUGAGCGCACACCGUCAGCACUUGCCAUUCUGGAGAAUGCCAACGUGCUGGCCCGCUAUGCCAGCAUCUGCCAGCAGAAUGGGAUUGUGCCUAUUGUGGAACCUGAAAUCCUGCCUGAUGGAGACCAUGACCUCAAACGUUGCCAGUAUGUUACAGAGAAGGUCCUGGCUGCGGUGUACAAGGCCCUGAAUGACCAUCACGUGUACCUGGAGGGGACCUUGCUCAAGCCCAACAUGGUGACUCCUGGACAUGCCUGUCCCAUUAAGUAUAGCCCGGAGGAGAUUGCCAUGGCAACUGUCACUGCCCUGCGUCGCACUGUGCCCCCAGCUGUCCCAGGAGUGACCUUCCUGUCUGGGGGUCAGAGUGAAGAGGAGGCAUCUCUCAACCUCAAUGCAAUCAACCGUUGUCCCCUUCCCCGGCCCUGGGCCCUCACCUUCUCCUAUGGGCGUGCCCUGCAGGCCUCUGCACUCAAUGCGUGGCGAGGGCAACAGGACAACGCUGGGGCCGCCACGGAGGAGUUCAUCAAGCGGGCCGAGGUGAAUGGGCUUGCGGCCCAGGGCAAGUAUGAAGGCGGUGGAGAAGAUGGUGGAGCGGCAGCACAGUCCCUCUACAUUGCUAACCACGCCUACUGAGGACCCACUCCACGCCACAGCCCUGGGCCUGGCCACCUGCUCCCAGUCUUGCCUGUAGUUAUGGCCAGGGCCAAGUAUCCAUGCAGAGCAGAGAUGCCUCCAUCCAGCACUGAGUCAUCUUCCUUUUUUUCUCCCCUUCUCCCCUCUCCCAUUGCUGCACCUGGGACCAUUGGAUGGGAGGAUAGGGAGCCCCUCGACUGAGGGCAGGAGAACUUGCUAGAUGUCAGAGCAGAAUGCCUGGGUCUCCCCCCACCUCUGGCAGCCCCCACAAUUUCCCCAACGUGGGAUUGCUUAUCCUUGGGCUCUCCUUGCCCACCCCCUCUCCUGGGAUCAGAGGGUAGGACACCAGAGCUUACUCAUGCUUUGGCUACAUACCAUAUAGCAAAUAAAUGGUAGCAAAACA